CCCCCUCCCGCCCCCCCCCCAGCCCUCUCAAAAAACAAAUUCUGGAUCCAAGCAUGCCACAACAGCAGCUAGGUAUCCGCCUAUCCUCCCCCAAAGUCACCGCAGGCGCAGCAGCAGGCUUCCCCCGUCCGAGAGAGCACGGAGACUCCACCGAGUGAUGCCACUACUGCAGCAAGAAAAGCACCCAGCAACCGCGCAUAUUCUCGACGCCUGCCGGAGGACCCGACAUCACAAUCUCGGCCCUUGACAGAAGAGAGAGCCCCCCCCCCACCCCCACCCCCCCACGGCUCCGUUCCCGUCCCGACUCCAGGAUGUCCGACAGCAACGCAAGUCCCGCCGACCGGGUGAUCAAAUCGGUCCCCUUCCCCCUGGCCCACCGGCUGACCAUGAAGGAGGUGUUUGACGCCGAGGGCCGGCCGCGGGUUGACCUGCUUAAAGCUCAUCUCACCAAGGAGGGCCGGCUGGAGGAGGCCGUGGCCCUGCGCAUCAUCGAUGAGGGUGCCGCCAUCCUGCGCCAGGAGCGCACUAUGUUGGACAUUGAGGCACCAGUCACGGUGUGUGGCGAUAUCCACGGCCAGUUCUUCGACCUGAUGAAGUUGUUCGAAGUGGGAGGUUCGCCCGCCAACACACGCUACCUCUUCCUAGGGGACUAUGUGGACAGGGGCUACUUCAGUAUCGAGUGUGUGUUGUACCUGUGGUCACUGAAAAUCCUCUACCCAAAGACGCUUUUUCUUCUACGGGGAAACCAUGAAUGUAGACAUCUGACCGAAUAUUUCACCUUCAAACAAGAAUGUAAGAUCAAGUACUCGGAGCAGGUGUAUGAUUCCUGCAUGGAGGCGUUUGAUUGCCUGCCCCUGGCAGCCCUGAUGAACCAGCAGUUCCUGUGUGUGCAUGGGGGACUUUCACCAGAGAUCCACACGCUGGACGACAUCAAAAAGUUGGACCGGUUCAAGGAGCCCCCAGCGUUUGGGCCCAUGUGCGACCUGUUGUGGGCAGACCCCCUUGAAGACUUUGGCAACGAGAAGACCCAGGAGUACUUUGGGCACAACACAGUUAGAGGCUGCUCCUAUUUCUACAGUUACCCGGCAGUGUGCGAGUUCCUACAGACCAACAACCUGCUGUCAAUCAUCAGAGCGCAUGAAGCACAGGAUGCUGGGUACCGCAUGUACAGGAAGAGUCAGACUACAGGUUUCCCCUCCCUCAUCACCAUCUUCUCUGCUCCAAACUACCUGGAUGUCUACAAUAACAAAGCGGCGGUGUUGAAGUAUGAGAACAACGUGAUGAACAUCCGUCAGUUCAACUGUUCUCCUCAUCCCUACUGGCUGCCCAACUUCAUGGAUGUCUUCACCUGGUCACUGCCUUUUGUGGGAGAAAAGGUGACUGAGAUGUUGGUCAAUGUCCUGAGUAUCUGCUCUGACGACGAGCUCAUGAACGACGGAGAGGAGAUCUUCGACGCCAGUGCAGCAGCAGCAAGGAAAGAGGUGAUCAAAAACAAAAUCCGAGCCAUUGGGAAGAUGGCCAAAAUGUUCUCUGUUCUACGGGAGGAGAGUGAGAACGUGUUGACCUUGAAAGGAUUGACCCCUACAGGCAUGCUGCCCAGCGGAGUGCUGUCUGGGGGCAAACAGACCCUGCAGAGUGCUACCAUUGAGGCCAUAGAAGCCAUCGAGACAGUUAAGGACGCUGAAGCCAUCCGAGGCUUCUCCCCGCAGCAUCGGAUCAGCAGCUUCGAGGAGGCCAAAGGUCUGGACCGGAUCAACGAGAGGAUGCCGCCACGACGCGACGCCGUCAACAGCGUGGGCCUGUCGAUGGGCCGCAUGAACAUGGGAGAGCCCAAUGGGACCGACAGCAACAGCAAUAUACAGUGAUGGACAUACACUCCCACAUGCCCAGACACAUACCUGCAGUUACAACACUGAUAUGGUACCAUAUUUAUAGAUACGUGUACAUAGGCAUAUAUACACAAGAAAAAUGCAUCACACACAAACACAGUAUUUCAUACACUGAAUAGGCUACAAACAACAUCACACACACAUGCAAUCACACACACAAUUACCUACCCCUUUCCCGUUGCCCUCAGCUGUAUGUAAAGGCAUGAGCGUACCCGGACUUUACCACCAAAGGCUGAGUCUCUUCACUGAACUGAUCAGCCCUAUUUAGAGAACUACAACUCCCAUGUACCUGCACCACAACAGGAAAGAAACUACAAAAACACUCCUCAUGCAAAACAGUAGGAGCUGCUGGCCACUGUGUAUUUGGGGGUCACCGGUGGGUUGACAGUGUCAGCAUGAAGUGGCUGUAUCAGUGGCGUGUGUUGUGUCGGGCGGUUAUGUCGGUCCAGUGGGGGGAGAGUUGUGGCGAUCAUGGAUGGGAGCGUUAAAGAUACGUAUGGUUCUUUUUCCUGUUUGCAUCCCAAAACAGGAAGUUGAAUCAAACUUGCGAUAAGUUGAUUUUUAUAGGGUCGUGGAUAUUCCUGCGUGUGUGCGUGCACAUGCUUCAACAUGUAAAUGUCCGUGCGGUUAUAUUUGAAAAUGUGUUUCUGUUUGCAAAUCUCAGAUUUGCAGAUCUCGUCAUCAGCGAGGCAACAGUGAGAAAAAGUUGGAUGUGUGGUGUGGUGGUUUAUCUGUCGGCGAGAGACGUGUGGAGAUAAUCUCAGCUGCAGUCUAAUCUGAGCCCUUGCUGUUUUUUCUUCAUGGGAGGAAAUUCCCGUUUGCUUUUGUAGCACUGCACUGUACCCAUCCUCAAGUGGAGGCCCCCCCCCCCCCACCACCACCAAAAAAAAAAAAAAAUAAUGUAGUCCCAGGCCAGAGGAAAGGUUUGAAACAGGGCCCGGAUCAGAUUUGAAGCAAGUGUUUCUCCCUACCUGCCGUGUGUAAAUAGGAUACAUAGAGAGGUUCUAUUGCACAUCUGAUGCAUAUGGUCACAGGAUUCAAGAUGCAGUAUAACAGAAUUAGGAUGCUUUAGGUAUGUGAGGGAGUUGGGGGGAGUUGAAAUGUGAAGUCAUGCUCUAUUCAUUCUCUUUCUACAUCCUCCUUUCUUCCUGUGUUGCUGUCUGCUACCAAACAGCAGUGAUGGCCGGUAAUGUCCGGCCUAAAAACCAGGAAAUGAUAUUUCACAGAGGAAACAGACUCUUCUGGUGACGGCAGCAGCCAAGACAACAAGGAGAAGUCAAAAGAAAAAGGUCUUUGUAAAGCAUUUAUAUUAACGCAUCAGUGCAUGCAGAGUUAAGUUCUUUGAUAAUAAUGUGAAGAUUAUAUUUGUGCUCUGUGUUUCACUAUGGUAGGAAAUUUUUUCUUCUUGUUUUUCUGGGUAAUAUAAAUGAACUGAGGAAUAAUGAAUAAUUUAUUUUGUACAUAAUGUUAAUUUAAUUUAUUUUUUGUAUUCAUUUUGUGUUAUAUUCUGUUUUGUUUUUUUCAUGUUUCUCUUUUUUUUCUUUUUCACAACCUGUGUUUCCGGUUUCUUUCAACGCUGUACAGAAUGACAGUACGCUUCUAUUCAAAGUGUCAAGUCCACGUUCUCUCCUCUCUUCUUUGUCGAUGUACAGGAGUUGUUUUUAAUGAUAAAUAUGAAUAAUGAUAAACAAAUAUUAAACUAGCAUUGAUGAAUGACCAUACUAUAUACAGAGGCACAGGCAUUCAGGCAGCCAAAAGCAUGAUUGCAUGGUUAAAAUUUGCGCUGUUCAAAGCAAAAAGCAGCAAGACACAUUUUAACAGAAGAGCCGGUGUGUUGCCGUCACAAUUUAAAGGAAAAAAGUGUACUCUCUCUGAUCAUAAUUCUUGAUGAUUCCUCUUGUUAUUUGAUGAUAUUUAUGAUUCUAUGAUUAUUAUGAUUCUAUUUAUUAUGGACAUUAUUCUUAAUAUUUAAGCUCUCUCUCUCUGCUGGUUGCUCUUCAUGUUGCGUUGCUCCUUGGUUGAUCUUGUUGUGCUUCUUUGGGAGAGGUGAACCCCCCUGGGAGACCCUGUGCCAUAGAAAUUGUGCCACGGUUCUUACUUUCUUUCUCUCUCUCUCUUUCUCUCUCUCAAUCUCUCUCUCUCUCUCUCUCUCUCUCUCUCUCUCUCUCUCUCUCUCUCUCUCUCUCUCUCUCUCUCUCUGCUCUCUUUCUGUUUUGACUCCCCAGUCACUAACACUGUAAGCAUGCCCCAUGGGACGAUCCACUUUUUUACUCUUGAAUAAAAUAUGCAUGAACCUUU
Seriola aureovittata is the source of this 4187-nucleotide messenger RNA. It is a transcript of the gene ppp3cb, whose product is annotated as protein phosphatase 3, catalytic subunit, beta isozyme. NCBI's taxonomy places the organism in Eukaryota, Metazoa, Chordata, Actinopteri, Carangiformes, Carangidae. Gene Ontology annotation, biological process: calcineurin-NFAT signaling cascade. The transcript has 14 exons. Gene Ontology annotation, cellular component: cytoplasm; calcineurin complex; cytosol. The record is from RefSeq and is a predicted model, not a curated record. The coding region runs from base 312 to 1865 and encodes 517 amino acids. Gene Ontology annotation, molecular function: calmodulin-dependent protein phosphatase activity; calmodulin binding.